Pleuronectes platessa (European plaice) is the source of this 6172-nucleotide messenger RNA. It is a transcript of the gene plcb1l, whose product is annotated as 1-phosphatidylinositol 4,5-bisphosphate phosphodiesterase beta-1. Gene Ontology annotation, cellular component: nuclear speck; cytoplasm. Gene Ontology annotation, molecular function: phosphatidylinositol-4,5-bisphosphate phospholipase C activity; calcium ion binding; calmodulin binding. Lineage: Eukaryota; Metazoa; Chordata; Actinopteri; Pleuronectiformes; Pleuronectidae. The transcript has 33 exons. Gene Ontology annotation, biological process: phosphatidylinositol-mediated signaling; lipid catabolic process; memory. The coding region runs from base 239 to 3973 and encodes 1244 amino acids. The record is from RefSeq and is a predicted model, not a curated record.
CCGCCGCUCUCCAAAAACCGAGACGCGCCGCCGCCGUCAGUGCGGGCAUGACAAAUCCUGGCAGCAGCAGUUGUGGGCUUCCGUCCGCUUGCUUCUAAGAAGAUCACAACAGGGAGAGGAAGACAAGUAAAGAGUCAAAGACAGGGAAGAAGAAGACGAAUAAGAAGAAUAAGAAUAAGAAGAGAGAGAAGUGACUCAUUCCCACAACUGCCGUGCGUCGAGAGGAGCAGAUGAGCCAAUGGCAGGGGCACAGCCUGGAGUUCACGCGCUGCAGCUCAAGCCAGUGUCCGUGCCCGAGAGCCUCAGAGCGGGCACCAAAUUUAUGAAAUGGGAUGAUGAUUCCACCACUGUGACCCCGGUGACUCUGACAGUUGACCCCAAAGGUUACUUCCUGUAUUGGACAGACCAGAACAAGGAUACAGACCUACUGGAUAUAGCGUACAUAAAAGAUGCACGAAAUGGAAAGUGUACCAAGUCGCCAAAGGAAGCCAAGCUGCGUGAGCUACUGGAUGUCAGCACCCUGGCGGGGAAGAUGGAGAACAGGAUGCUGACGGUGGUUAGUGGCCCCGACAUGGUCAACAUCACCUACCUGAACUUCAUGGCGUUCCAGGAGGAGAUAGCUAAGGAAUGGGCGGAAGAGCUAUUCAACCUGGCAUCUAACCUUUUGGUACAGAACAUGUCCAGGGAGGCCUGCCUUGAGAAAGCAUACACUCGGCUGAAGCUGCAGCUCAACCCAGAGGGGCGAAUCCCCGUCAAGAAUAUCUGCAGGGUGUUCUCAGCAGACAGGAAGCGAGUGGAGACUGCCCUGGAAAACUGCAACCUCCCUUCUGGCAGAAAUGACUCCAUCCCUCAGGAAGACUUCACUCCAGAGGUGUAUGACAUGUUUCUAAGCAACAUCUGCUCCCGAUCUGAGCUGGACCACAUCUUCUCUGAUGUGGGGGCUAAGAGCCGUCCGUACCUGACGGUGGAGCAAAUGACGGAGUUCAUCAACAAUAAACAGCGAGACCCUCGUCUGAAUGAGAUUCUCUACCCUCCUCUGAAACCAGAACAGGUCCAGCAGCUGGUGGACAAAUAUGAACCUAAAGCUUUGCUGGCACAGCAAGGUCAGAUCUCGGUCGAAGGCUUUGCCAGGUACCUGAACGGGGAGGAGAACUGCAUCAUCCCCCAUGAGAAGCUGGACCAGAGUGAGGACAUGACGUUUCCCCUCUCCCACUAUUUCAUCAACUCUUCACACAACACAUACCUCACAGCCGGCCAGCUCGCAGGAAGCUCCUCGGUUGAGAUGUACAAGCAGGUUCUCCUGUCUGGAUGCCGCUGCAUUGAACUGGACUGCUGGAAGGGUCGCACCACGGAGGAAGAGCCCGUCAUCACCCACGGCUUCACCAUGACAACUGAAAUCUCCUUCAAGGAAGUGAUCGAGGCUAUCGCAGAGUGUGCUUUCAAGACAUCGCCCUUCCCUAUCAUUCUGUCUUUUGAGAACCACGUGGACUCGCCAAAGCAGCAGGCCAAGAUGGCCGAGUACUGCCGGUCAAUAUUUGGAGACGCAUUGCUUACAGAGCCUCUGGAAAAAUAUCCUAUGGAGUCCGGUGUCCCAUUACCCUGCCCAAUGGAGCUCAUGGGUAAAAUCUUGGUGAAGAACAAGAAGAAACACCACAAGACCGACGGAAGUACCAAGAAGAAAUUGUCGGAGCAGGUUUCCAACACCUACAGUGAUUCUUCCAGUGUGUGCGAGCCCUCCUCCCCGAGCGCAGGUUCCACCAAAGAAGAGAUGGCAGAUUCUUCACAGCCCUCCGAGGGUGCUGAGCUCAGCCUGAGGCCACAGGGGAGAAAGUCUAUCGGUGAGGUGGAGGCAGAAAGUGAAGAUGAAGAUGAUGAUGAUGACGACUGUAAAAAGGGCUCAAUGGAUGAGGGCACAGCAGGCAGUGAGGCAUUCGCUACAGAGGAAAUGUCCAACCUGGUCAUCUACAUCCAACCAGUCAAGUUUAACAGCUUUGAGGCUUCCAAAAAGAUCAAUCGCAGUUACCAGAUGUCGUCCUUCGUAGAGACCAAAGCUUUGGAGCAACUGACCAAAUGCCCCGUCGAGUUUGUGGAAUACAACAAGCUGCAGCUGAGCAGGAUCUACCCUAAAGGCACUCGAGUGGAUUCAUCCAACUACAACCCUCAGCUCUUCUGGAAUGCUGGCUGUCAGCUGGUGGCUCUCAAUUUCCAAACCAUUGAUUUGUCCAUGCAGCUGAACCUGGGCAUGUACGAGUACAAUGGAAAAUGUGGAUACAGACUCAAACCAGAGUUUAUGAGACGACCAGACAAACACUUUGACCCUUUCACUGAGAGCACGGUGGAUGGGAUAGUAGCCAACACACUGUCUGUUAAGAUUAUCUCAGGCCAGUUCCUGUCGGAUAAGAAAGUGGGCACAUACGUGGAGAUCGACAUGUUCGGCUUGCCUGUGGACACCAAGAGGAAAGCUUUCAAGACCAAGACAUCUCAGGGCAAUGCCAUCAACCCUGUCUGGGAAGAGGAGGCCAUUGUCUUCAAGAAGGUUGUUCUGCCCACACUUGCUUCAAUAAGGAUCGCUGUGUUUGAAGAGGGAGGAAAGUUCAUCGGCCACCGCAUCAUUCCUGUGUCGGCCAUCCGUCCAGGCUAUCACUACAUCAGCCUGAGAAAUGAGAAGAACCAGUCCCUGACGCUGCCGGCUCUGUUUGUGUAUGUCGAAGUGAAGGACUAUGUUCCAGACACAUUUGCAGAUGUCAUUGAAGCUUUGUCCAAUCCCAUCCGCUAUGUCAACCUGAUGGAGCAAAGAGCCAAUCAGCUGGCUGCUCUCACUCUGGAAGAGGGAGGAGAGGAGGAAGGUGACAAAGAGGUGGAGGCAGGAAGCGACGCCCCCUCAGAAUCGAGGGUGGACCAGAGGGUGACGACGCCGACAGAGAACGGAGUGAGCUCCACACCGAUCAUCGCCCCUAAGCAGCCGUCACUCGUCGGCCAGAAUCCGUCUGCAGGCUCACUGAAACCAGCAGUGAAGAGUGAGGACAUCGUUCAGAGUGUUCUCACUGAACUGGAAGCUCAGACUUUGGAGGAGCUGAAGCAACAGAAGGGAAUUGUUCGGGAGCAGAAGAAGCAAUACAAGGAGAUGAAGGAGCUGGUUCGGAAACACCACCGCAAGACCAGCGAGCUGAUCAAAGAGCACACCGCUCGCACGUCCGAGCUGCAGAGCCAGUACCAGCGCCGGCGCUCCACCCUGAGGAAGAUCCGCAAACAAGACGGUAAGAAAAGCCGGUCCGAGCACUCUCUGUCGACCCUGGACAAGGAUCUGUGUGAGCUGGAUCAGGAGUGUAGCCAGCAGCUUGCUGAGCUGAAGGAGCAGCAGCAGCAGCAGCUCCUCACGCUUCGCCAGGAGCAGUACUACAGCGAGAAGUACCAGAAACGAGAACACAUCAAACAGCUGGUUGAGAAGCUGACCACCAUAGCAGAGGAGUGCCAGAGUGCUCAGCUCAAGAAGAUCAGAGACAUCUGUGAGAAAGAAAAGAAGGAUCUGAAGAAGAAGAUGGACAAGAAACGGCAGGAGAAAAUAACCGAAGCCAAAUCUAAAGACAAGAAUGUGACGGAGGAAGAGAAGCUGGAGAUCAACAGAUCUUUUGUCAAUGAGGUGGUGCAGUUCAUCAAACGGUUGGAAGAUGCACAGAGUAAAAGACAGGAGAGACUACUGGAGAAGCACAAGGACAUCCGCCAGCAGAUAUUAGACGAAAGGCCAAAGCUACAGAGCGAUCUGGACCAGGAGUACCAGGACAAGUUUCGCCGGCUACCUGUGGAGAUCCAAGAAUUUGUUCAGGACAGCAGCAAGGCCAAGCUUAGCGACGACGGAGUCAACGCAAACCUGGUCACGUCCUCGACGGCGGAGAAGCUCAACCACAAGGCGUCGCAGUCUGAGGACGACACGGAGGAGGGCUCGUCGGAAAGAGUGUACGACACAUCCCUUUAGAGAUUUGAUCUCGGCUCCAUGCUUCACACUGGGACACUGGUUGCUGGAUGUGUUUGUGGCGACAGAUGUAUCAUGAGACUGCCCCAACUUUGGUCCUAAUUUUAACCAGAGGGAGGAUUAGAUCAAAUCUGAGCCUGAAGUGGUGAGUAGAGGUUCUCUCUACGUAGAGUGCAGUCUUGUCCACUAAACCAUUCUUUUUUGUGUAUUUGUAUGUUGCCUGUAUUUCGUCGUCUCUUUCGAUACGGCCACAGGAUGUGUUACAAAGCACUAACUAUUUGCAGGAAAUAACUUACUUGAACUAUUGCACAGAGAGAGUAGUUUCUUUUUAUGAUUUUCUUUUAUUAUUAUCAUGAUAUUGACAGUAGUAGUAGAAGUGGUCAGUGAGGUGUGUGGUGCCAAGGUUUUGAAUUAACUUACAGUGGUCAUGUCAGUAAAGUGGAGUCAACUUGUACUGUAGAGAAACCACUGCAUAUUCAGCCUUUACAGCUUCCAUCUUUAUAAGAUUUAGAUUCACACAUCCAUUGCACUGAAGGCUCACUACGUAACUAUGUAACUCUUACUUAAACCCAGAGGCACUGGUGGCUUGCUGGUUCUCUAUUUUGUUCUCACAGAACUAAGCCUUUGUGUUGCUGCUAUGUUGUUUUUAAAACCAUCCAUUUUUAACCAUUAUUUGGUUUUGUAUGAUAUUUGGCAUGAUAAUGUUAUGCAGUGGUCUGUCAUCAAUUUCUUUCUUCUUUUUAAAUCCUGGCUACUUUUUAACAAGUUUGUUUGGACUGUGGGCAGCUCUGUCCAGAGAGGGAGCGAAGGGAACAUGUGCUGUACAGUAUCUGCAUGUAUUUGACCAGCUGUAAACGUUUCACUAGCUCAGUAGCAGAGAUGUUUAUUAAAUGUAAAUCUAUUUUCUCUUAAACAUUUAAAACUGAACCUGCAAAAUAGUGGGACCCGGCGUGGCUUGAUGCAUCACUGUGGCAAAAAACUGAAAAAGUUGUUUUUAACGACACACCUUUUAACAACAGAUCCAACAUCCUCUGGCUCGAGCCAACAGGUUACUCAUUGCAGCCUCUCCCUUUGUACCCUUGAGCUGAUAAUGUCAAACCAGGACAUUCAAACAAAAGAGGAUUCCUUCUGUAGUUCUGUAGAAGUGGCUUCUUUCUUAACACUGUUCACUGUGCACCUGCCCAGUACAUGCAUGGGACAACAGGAGAUACACUGGCAUUUCUCCCAAUCACGGCCCACAAUUGGUAGCUCUAGGCUGAAGUGAGGGAACAGCUCUGUCAUUUUUCAGCAGACCCCCAAAACGCUUAGUUCAGAACACCAGCGUGAACAUGAUCUCAUGACAACUGACCUAUCUCCUCUUUAAAGGUUGUGUGUGUGGGAAAUUCUAGAGAGGCCUUCAGAUAUCAUAAAUACAUGAAAGGUCCUCUCCAGAGCCAUUGUUUUGAUUUGUCCACUGAAACAUGGUGGUGCAACAAGGUUGGACUCCGUGGAAGAGUCCAUGGCUCAUUCUGAGUGAACGAAUAGACCAUGCUUCUGAGUUACAGCUAAUUAAACAUCAAUGAAAACAGAAUGAUGGAUAUUAUAAUCAAGAUCCCCCAAUAGAUCACCCUGAAUCCUGCACACUGGCCUCUAACUGUGCUGCCAGUAGCCACACAGGAAGUGUUUCCUACUUCCUUAACUGUCCGGUGCCAUUUCACUCAUUUGUGUGUCAUUUUAUAUCAAAUCAUAUUUCAGCCGAGUUUCCUUUAAGAGAAAUACUUGUUGAAAGUGACGGAUAACCUGACAUGUGAGUACAAACUACUUAAAAACAAAACAAAAAAAAAGAUGAUGUUGAUGUGAGAGUCCUGUGCCUUUGAAUUGGUUUGCCUUGUUUGAUGUUGAAUGUGUGAAAUGCAUCAUUGUUUCAAAUGCCAUCAUACUAUACAAAGCUGUCUGAUAUUGAAUAGACCGUGUGCACUUUUUAGUACAGUACCACUACUGAGUAAUGCUUGUGAUGAGCAGUAUUUGACAUGUGUCUCAUGAGAAAUGCGAGACGUCCUUCUUCUCGUUUUGUCUUGAACCAACUUUAUUUAACAGCCCCUCCUCCCUUUUCAUCAAGUGUAUGCACUCUGGAAAUGUAAAUGUAUGACACAAAGGAUAAAAUAUGAAGUUGAUGAAAAAAAUACAUAGUGUAAAGGGACUUUGCCUGUAAUUAAUAAUAAA